UAGCGCAAUGUUUGUCAUUUAAUAUUUAAUCCCGAGCGCAGGGAUUUCGGUUUCCGCACCGUGCCUUUUCCUGGAUGCUGCGAAAACAGGAUUAGGGAGGGUUGAACGGUGUAACAGCACGCCCUAUAUAACACAAGUAUCUGUUGUGUAUAUUGUCACUAUUGAACCUACAUAGCUAGGUAAACGAAAUUUAUCGUCCUAUUACACCAGUUGUAAAACUAGUCUUUGUAAUAGCUAUAUAAUUAAUUGAAAUGGAGCGCUGGAAAGGCAGAGUAGCUCUAGUGACUGGAGCUUCGGUCGGGAUUGGAGCGGCUGUUGCACGGGCACUUGUCCAACACGGCAUGAAGGUUGUCGGAUGUGCCAGGAAUGUUGACAAGAUAGAGAAGCUGGCAGCCGAGUGCCAGAGCGCGGGCUACAGCGGCACGCUGAUCCCCUAUAAGUGUGACCUGUCCUGUGAGGAGGACAUCCUGUCCAUGUUCUCUGCCAUCAAGACACUGCAUCAGGGGGUGGAUGUGUGUAUCAACAAUGCAGGCCUAGCCCACAACGAACCCCUGCUCAGUGGCAAGACCGACGGCUGGAGGAACAUGAUCGAUGUGAAUGUCCUAGCCCUGUCAAUUUGUACCCGCGAGGCCUACCAGUCAAUGAAAGAGCGGAAUGUGGACGAUGGCCACAUCAUCAAUAUUAACAGUAUGGGGGGACAUAGAAUGGUACCUAGUGCAGAUGAACACUUCUACUGUGCCACUAAAUAUGCUGUUACUGCUCUAACGGAGGGGCUACGGCAAGAGCUGCGGGAAGCAAAGACUCACAUCAGAGCCACGUGUAUAUCCCCUGGAAUAGUGGAGACUGAGUUUGCCUUCCGGCACCACAACAGUGAUCCAGAGAAAGCAGCUGCUGUGUAUGAGAGUAUAAAAUGUUUGAAAGCACAAGACAUAGCCAGUGCAGUCACAUACGUUCUGGGCACCCCGCCUCACGUCCAGAUCGGAGAUGUGCAGAUGAGGCCAGUGGAACAGGUGUCAUAGCAACCGAGCAGGAAGGAAUCAGCUGAAGGAGCAGAUAGAGCCAUGGUGACGACUCCUUAGCGACCCCUGCCGGGCAAUGACGAAAAUAAACUAGUAUUCAACUGGAUGUGGAGUGAAGGGAUCUGUUUGAGGAGGCGUGGAGGUGGCUGUGUGUGGUGGGGGGGGAUCUCUGGUGAGGAGAGGGUGGGCAGGUACUCUUAACCACCACUGAAUUACUAUGAGUGCUGCAACAUGGUCUUUGGUGUAUUGCUCUGAAGCCACUGCAAACUUAGGAGAGGAGGGUUGUUGCUCCUGUGGUCAUAUAUUCUACCUGACCAUCCUGACAGAGGGAAGAGUAUGCCAUCAAUUGCGUUUUUGUAAGUCAUAAUACAUAUCUGUUUAAAAUGAUGGAAUAGAACACUGCUAUUCAAUAAAGAAUGAUAAUUAUAUAUAUAUUUUUUUUGUAUAGGUAUUUUAGCUUUGAUUAUUGGUAGAUGUGGCUGAUAUUCUGUACUCCCUAACCAUAGACGCUCAAUCCAUUUCUACGGUCUUAUGUUUUUAAUAACAAGCAGAUUUGGUUAUCCUGGUAUUAAGUCUGCUCGUAUGUUUUUCAAAACCCAUGUCAAGCAUCACUAAUCAGAAAAUGUGUAUAAGGGACAUUCAAGCACGAUUACGCAACCCCAUCACUUUGGAGCAAGUGUAUUUCCCCACUCCCAUAUGAUUUAAAUUGUUUUGCACUUUGGAUCCAUUUGGAGGAGUAUAAAGAAAACACUGUCAUCUUGUCUAGAGGAAGUAACUAACUUGUAUACUCUCCCCAAGUGUGUACUUGUAUGAUAUAGUAGAUGCUUAUCAAUAAAAAUGAUUUAGGGAUUGUCAAA
Oncorhynchus kisutch (coho salmon) is the source of this 1876-nucleotide messenger RNA. RefSeq names its product dehydrogenase/reductase SDR family member 11. Lineage: Eukaryota; Metazoa; Chordata; Actinopteri; Salmoniformes; Salmonidae. The transcript is spliced from 7 exons. Bases 252 to 1019 code for a protein of 255 amino acids. The record is from RefSeq and is a predicted model, not a curated record.